Molecule: messenger RNA, 516 nt
Organism: Didymodactylos carnosus
Lineage: Eukaryota; Metazoa; Rotifera; Eurotatoria; Philodinida; Philodinidae
Source: the annotation of a GenBank genome assembly
AUGCGACAUAGGACCAGGUCGCCUAACGCUCAAGGGUACUGUUAUGUGGCUGGUCGAAUAAUUGAUGCAUGCGCUAAUUUUGAUUAUCCAUCAUCUCGGUACGAAAUACAUGUACUCGAUGAUUCAACAGACGAUACAGGACAAAUUAUUGACGCAAAAGUUGAAGAAUAUAAAUCAAACAAUAUAAAAAUUCGACGACUAUCGCGUGUAAAUCGUGAUGGUUUUAAAGCAGGUGCUUUGCAGAAUGCUAUUCCGUAUGCAAAUGGUCAAUAUUUAGCUAUAUUCGAUGCUGAUUUUGUACCAAAAAAAGAUUUUCUUAAACGUACAAUGCCAUACUUCGUUUCACCGGAAAUAGCUGUUGUACAGACACGUUGGGAACAUUUAAAUGCAAAUUAUAAUAUCUUAACACGAGCUCAAGCGAUGGCAUUGAAUGUUCAUUUUACAAUUGAACAAGCUGGACGUUAUUAUUCAGAUGUAUUUUUACAGUUUAAUGGCACGGCAGGUAUGAAUGUGUAA